Striga asiatica is the source of this 2471-nucleotide messenger RNA. The record is from the annotation of a GenBank genome assembly. Lineage: Eukaryota; Viridiplantae; Streptophyta; Magnoliopsida; Lamiales; Orobanchaceae.
AUAAUAAUAAUAAUAAUAAUAAUUUGUCCCAACAAAAGAAAAUACAAACGAGUAUCUACCCAUGUGUUGCUUUAGUUAGCCACUCAAUCUGUUGCACUACUACACUUCACCUGUCUUUCUUCUGAAUGAUUCUCUCAAGCUGCAGAAUACUGAAUAUUUUUCGAUCUUAACUGGGUCGAUGAAAUUUCGGGAAAUGAUUGAUGAAAGUUGACUAUAAGGAGCAAUAGUUGUGUGGAAUAUGUUUGUGUGAACAGAAUUUCACACAUAUCCAAGUGCAGAUUGGGUUAGAAACCCAAGAAAACCAGAUAAACAUUUUUUUUCCUCGUAGCAUCCACGUGUGAAUUUUAUUCAAGAUAAUGAUCUUUCUUGGUCCAGUCGAUGAUUUAUGAUCGGGGUUUUUCUUAAUUUGCUCGAUUUUUGUCCAAGAUGAUAGCUUUUUGGUGCUGCUGGUGAAAUUUUUUUCUGGGUUUCCAGCUUUUUGAAAAAAAAAAAAAGGGCAAAAACUAGUGAUAGAAGGCAAAAGGGGGGUCAUGGAGGUUUCUGUUAAGCAGAUAAAGAAGCAAUUAACUGGUAAAAGAGACGAUACAGCUUUACACUCAGCUGCAAGAGCUGGGAAUUUGGAAGUAGUUUUGGAGAUUAUUGAAGAAAAAGGGGAAGAGGAUUUAAGUGAACUAUUGUCUAAACAAAAUUCAUCAGGCGAAACUGCACUUUAUGUGGCGGCCGAAUGUGGUCAUGUUGAUGUUGUUAAGGCCCUCGUGAAAAAUUAUGAUGUGGGCUCGGCUGCAAUCAAGGCAAAGAAUGGUUUUGAUGCAUUUCAUAUUGCUGCCAAGCUCGGGGAAUUGGAGGUAUUGAAGGUCUUAAUGGAGUCCAUUCCCCAAUUAUUAGCCACUGUCGAUCAAUCAAACACGACACCAUUACACACAGCUUCAUCUCAAGGCCAUCUUGAGAUCGUCAAAUAUCUCUUGGAAAAAAACAGCAGCAUGGCCACAAUAUCAAGAAAUAACGGCAAAACCGCUCUUCACUCGUCUGCAAGAAACGGGCAUCUUGAAGUGGUCAAAGCCCUUCUUAGCAAAGAACCGGGAAUUGUGACGUGGAGUGAUAAAAAGGGUCAAACUGCCCUUCACAUGGCUGUAAAGGGAAAUUGUGCUAAAGUUGUUGAUGAGCUUAUUUCUUCGGAUAAUGGUUUGCUUAUGAUGUCCGAUGGAAAAGGGAAUACAGCUUUGCAUAUAGCAACAAGAAAGGGUCGAGCACAGAUUGUUCGAAAUCUACUGAAACACGAAGGGAUCAAUAAGGAAGCCAUCAACAAGUCAGGUGAGACAGCAUUAGACACGUCUGAAAAAAUGGGUCGUACGGAAAUAACGGCCAUUCUCCAAGAAAGCGGGGUUCGAAGUGCAAAAUCUCUGGCCCCACAAACCCAACCCGUAAUCGCAAGGGAGUUGAAACAAACCGUGAGUGACAUUAAACACGAAGUGCAUGAUCAGCUUUUGCACACUCGCCAGACGAGGAAAAAGGUCAGAGGCAUAGCAAAAAGGCUCAACAAAAUGCAGUCAGAAGGGCUCAACAAUGCAAUAACUUCGACUACAGUCGUGGCUGUUUUGAUCGCCACUGUUGCGUUUGCCGCCAUUUUUACUCUUCCAGGCCAGUACACGGAUGACGCCAAAGAAGUCCCUCCUGGUUUCUCCCUCGGUGAAGCUAAAAUCGCACCAAAUAUCGAAUUCGCCAUUUUCUUGAUUUUCGACUCGCUUGCUCUCUUCAUAUCCCUAGCCGUGGUUGUGGUCCAAACUUCGGUAGUAGUGGUCGAGAGACGGGCCAAAAAACGAGUCAUGACCAUAAUCAACAAGCUGAUGUGGCUCGCGUGUACUUUCGUGUCCGUAGCUUUUCUUGCACUUUGCUACGUAAUUGUGGGGAAAAACGAGAAGUGGCUUGCGAUCGGUGUUACUAUAGUGGGGACUCUUAUUAUAACCACGACUUUAGGAACUUUGUGUUAUUGGGUGAUAAUGCACCGUAUAGAAGCCUCGAAUUUGAGGAGCUUAAGGAGGAGCAGCCGGUUAGCUUCUUGGUCGGUUUCGGCUGUUGUUUCGGGUUCGGAAGUUGGUGAGGAUGAGUAUAAAAAGGUGUAUGCUUUGUGAUAAUCAUGUGUAUAGUGAUAUUUGGCCUUGGUUUAGGUUGCAAAUUGCAAAGUAUAUUGAAGUAUAUAUAUAUAUAUUUAUUAGGAAAAUAAUAUAGAUAAAUGAAAUUAUGAAAUCGGGUUCAUUUGCGAUUCUAGCGCGAGUGAGCUGGUGAUUUGUAUCCUAUAUUGUUUAGAUGUAUUGUUGAUUCUUGAUUGAUGUAUCUGAAAAUUUCACCAAAUUCAUCAGCAGUAAUAUAUGUAUAGCAUUGGCAGUUUGUGUGUUGAUCUGCAUUUUCUCCAAAUUGUUGAUUCUUGAUUAGUUGUAUUGUUUAUUUGAAAUUUUCACCAAAUUCAUCAGCAG